AUGAAAAAAGUUAUGUGGUCGCUGGUGGACAGGGCGGAGCUGAGUAGGCUGGAAAGGGAGGUUUCCUUCUACGACGACUACUGCAGCUACCGGACCGCCCUCCGAGGAGCAGCUUCCAAGUUCAACAAGGGUGAUCCGGAGCACUGCAUAGUCGUACCUUUGUUCUCACUCCUCGCCUCCGAUCUCCACACCCUCUGCCAAGAGUGCCUUACUAUAUUGCCAAACGGUCACAUAAACUUCGAAAAGUUCUGGCAGCUUGCGAAGCAGGUGACCGAGUUCAUCACCUGGAAGCAGGUCCAUUGUCCCUUCCCCAAGUCACCGAAGGUCAUCACCUAUCUCCAGGCCACACCUGUCCUCAAUGAGGAUGACCAGAAUAGCCUAACAUGCUUGCCGGGGCCUAAGAUGCUGUCACGAUUCCUAGAUCUUAUCACAAUCAACUCUAGUAUCCUAUUCGUCACAUCGGGCUCAUUCAAGUUUAUUGCUCUUUGCGGCUUGAUUAGAAAUUCCUGUGGAGAUAGCGCCAUUGUCUCUUUAACAUCAUUCAAGCUUCUUUGGUUGGUUUGUGUCUUCUUAUAA
Messenger RNA from Nezara viridula (southern green stink bug), 576 nucleotides. Lineage: Eukaryota; Metazoa; Arthropoda; Insecta; Hemiptera; Pentatomidae. The record is from the annotation of a GenBank genome assembly.